Messenger RNA from Monoraphidium neglectum, 1626 nucleotides. RefSeq lists its product as hypothetical. NCBI's taxonomy places the organism in Eukaryota, Viridiplantae, Chlorophyta, Chlorophyceae, Sphaeropleales, Selenastraceae. The record is from RefSeq and is a predicted model, not a curated record. The transcript has 9 exons. Bases 1 to 1626 code for a protein of 541 amino acids.
AUGGCGCCACCCAGACACUGGGGGGCGGCCGCAACCGCGGCGUCGCCACCCCGCAGCAGCUCGGUCAUUGCCUCGCUGGCUCCGCUCGCGCUGCUACUCCUGAUCGCCGCCGCCGCCGCCGCGCACGGCGCCUCCGUCGCGCUGGGAGCAGCGGCCAUCACGGUAGACACGUCCGUCGUGCUGCUGUUCAUGUCUGACAUCGACGGCGGGGAAGGCAGCCAGUGCGCCCAGAUGGCGCGGCGUGCAAUGGAGACCAACGGCAGCACAGUCAACUUUGUCGUCACCGGGUACUACCGGACAGAUGGCAACAACCGCAUGACUGACCUGGGGUACCGCGAGGCGGAGCGGGACAGGGAGCUGCGGCAGUACACCUACGACACUGCGUACCGCCUCAGCAGCGGCCUGACGGCCUGCAUGCAGCUGGUGGUGUCGCGCGGCUUUGGCCUGGCGGUCCACCUCCACCUGGACGACGGCGACGAAACGGGGACGUGGCGCAACGCGCUCGAUUUCGACCCCUACACCAAGUUUGGCGCGCUGUCAUACUGGGACGCGCUGGUCAAGCCGGCGGCGGCGGCGGUCAAGGACGCAAACUUCAGAGGGGCGCCGGUGCUGUUUGCCAUGCAGGCGGAGAUGGGGGCGACGCUCUUCUACUCUGCGCGCUCCUACCGUUCCAUGAUCAAGCAGAUCAAGGGCGUCGUGUCAGAGGGCGGCACCCCGCCAAGCUCUGUGCGCGUCGGCGUAAACCUCAACUGGGAGAAGAUCUGCGGCUGCCCCGGCAACGCCAUGGCGUCGACCACGUAUUAUUCUGACGUUCAGGCCAGGUGGCGCGAGGUGACGGACUCUGUCAGCCUGGCAGACGUGCGCGCCCUCUUCAGGGCGGUGGACUGGAUCGGCGUAAGCGCGUACGCGGGGCUGCCGGACAGCCCCGGCCCUGCUGACCUGGAGGAGAGCCUGCGGCGCGUCGACCGGGAGCUGCGGCUGUUUGGGCUGGACCUGCGGAGCCUCAAUAAGGACCUCGUGUACUCGGAGUACGGCGUCGGCGGCGGGGAGACCGCAGAUUACAAGACCCCCGCCCGCGACUGGCCGCACGCGGCGGCAGCGCCCUACUGGGGGGUGGACGGGCGGUACGACCCGCGGUCAGACCCCUGGGCGCGGGGCGGCAACAGGGCGGCGCUGCGGCGGUUCUACAACACCACCCUCCAGUUUGCUGCGGCGGGGGGCGGCCCCAACUACAAGGUCAGGGCGAUUUUCCUUUGGAGCAUCAUCUCCUUUGACGUCACCGGGGUGCACUACCUGAGUUAUGCCAGGGGCGGCACCGCGGGCGGCGCAGCAAACAGCAGGGCCGGCGGGGCGCCCGGCGGCGCCGCAGGGGGGAGUUACAGGGACCCCGUCAUAACCGCGGCGAUCCGGCAGUACAACUCCGCCGUCAAGCGGCUCAGGGCGGCUGGCGCGGCGCCUGCGGCCCCAACUGCGCCUGGCUCGCCCGCGCCAAACGCGACGCUGCCUCGCAACAGCACAUCUACCAAUGCAGGCGUUGCGCUGGUGCCUGCCUUUCGGGCGGCUGGCAUGCCGGGGCUUGCUGCAACUGCAGCCGCUGACGCUGCUGCAGCGGUGUCUCCAUUGUAG